Aureobasidium musti is the source of this 441-nucleotide messenger RNA. The record is from the annotation of a GenBank genome assembly. NCBI's taxonomy places the organism in Eukaryota, Fungi, Ascomycota, Dothideomycetes, Dothideales, Saccotheciaceae.
AUGGGAGCACACGGCGAGCCUGGCUUGCGACAACUGAAUCCUGUUCCAUCGCCCGAGUCUCUUACAGCCCAGAUGCUUGACUUACUCCUCGACAUCUCCGACUCAGAUCGAGCAUUCAUUCCUUUCUCCUCAUCCUCAUUCAAAGACACUUCAUCCGCAUCCCCCAACAAAGACAACGAAGUCGUGAUAUUGCUUAACUCACUUGGCAGCACGAGCGACGAGGUGCUUGCACGUUUCGUCGAGAUAGCAAUUGCGGAUCUGACCAAACGCGGAUUUGUGGUUAGAAGGGUUACUCUGGGUCCUCUGGUGACGAGUUUGAAGAUGAGUGGAUUUGGCAUUACGGUCUGGCGGUUGCCGCCUGUUAGUGGAGAAGCGAUGACUAGGGAUGUGGCUUUAGAGCUUUGGGACACAAAGGUUGAUGUUGCUGCUUGGAGACAGUAG